Molecule: messenger RNA, 2130 nt
Organism: Lodderomyces pseudojiufengensis
Lineage: Eukaryota; Fungi; Ascomycota; Pichiomycetes; Serinales; Debaryomycetaceae
Exons: 1
Coding region: 1-2130 (709 amino acids)
Source: RefSeq, a predicted model, not a curated record
AUGAUGGAACUAUUUCUAAAAUUACCAAAGGAGAUUUUAGCAUUAGUCGUUUAUUUCAUUGAUAAUAAGAUAAAACUUGAGGAGCUAAUAUCAAUUCCAUUGUUACAACAGCUCGCCUUAAAAGCUAGAUAUUCCAAAUUUUAUCUCACCGACUUUCAAUUUUCAGUCAAAGAUGGAUCAAUUGAGCAAUUAAAAGAACUACACAAGAAGUACAAUUUCAAACCUAGAAGAAUUAUUGGUGAUAUCUAUCAUUUGAAACAGUUAUCAAAUCCAGGUGAAAAAAAAUCAACAUCAGAUAGAAGAACUAGAGCACUGAAAUUGAAUCAAAACGUUAAAAAUGUCGACUAUAAAGGUGUAGAAUAUGAAAUUAUAUUAUCAUCAACUAUAGAUUUUGCUGACUUCAAAGUAGUUGUUGCUGAAUUCAAUAUAGUUGGGAUUCAUAUGACCAGAUAUAAUGAUAAUGUUGGACCUUUAUUUAUUCCUAUCAGAAAUAAUGAAUAUCAGUUAUACCUGACUGCACUCAUGAAUAUGAAAGUGGAAGCUUUAACUACUAUUAAUUCAACAAAUUUUCAAGUCAGAUAUCCGGUAUCGUUAAAAAAAUUGACACUAUACAAUCAAUCUCAAAACAUAAAUAUUGAUUUAAGCUCAUUAGCUAAUUUAAAUUCAUUUGUAUGCUGGAAUCUCAAUGGCACGGACAACUUAAGCAAUUUUAACCUUACCAAAUCCAUUAAAUAUAUACAGCUUAGAACAUGUGAUUUGAAAAACUUGAAUGAUUUACAAAGUUACGGUCAAUUAAAAGGGAUCACAGUUUUUCAAUGUCAUAAUUUGAUUGAUUUAAUCAAGUGUAACUUCCCAGAUUCUUUAGAAAAUAUAAACUAUGCACAUGCUAUCAGUGGAUCCAAAAUUGCUGAAUUAAAUAGAGCUGUAAACGAUGGAGGUAACAUCGAAUUUAAUUCAUCUCAUUUCUCAAGUGAUGGAAAGGCAUUAGUUUUUGGUUCAGAAUCUAAUUUUCCACCUGGAUUGAAAGUUUUAGAAAUUGACAGUAUUACCAAAACCUUAGAAUUAGGGACAGGAAUCAAUCUACAAAGCCUUUAUAAGUUGCUGUUAUGCAAUACGAAAAAUGUUAAUUUGACUAACCUAUUGGGAACUUUACCAAAGUCUAUGGAAUAUGUCAAAAUAUCUACAUGUCUGAUAUUAGAGUUGAAAAACUAUGCAAUCUUUCCAAAUCUGAAGCAAGUGAUAUUUUCAAACAACAAAUUAUCAAAAUUAUUUAAAUCAAAUUUAAGUGUUUUGGAAAGAUUAGAAGUAUUGAGUGUUGAAAGCAACAUGGUAGUCAAUGCAGCAGCGUGUUACGUCAAAGUAGAUCCUUCACAAUUAAUAUUUCCUAGUAAUAGAUCUGUUAAUCAUAAAUCAUCAAAAAAAGGAGCUCGAAAACAUGAAACUGUACCAAUGGUCCUACCUAAUUUACAUUUUUUGACUUUGCAAUGUCAACCCGCCACUAAUAAUCGAAUUUGGGAUGAUCAUGUAUAUGCAACUGUUGUUACUACUCCCAUUUCUUCACCAAUUGCUCCUCACAUUUCUUUCAAUGGUUGCGUCAAUUUGACUGAAUUGAACAUGUUGGAUUUAAAUAUUCAACUGUUGGAUCUUGAAAAACUACCAGAUUAUUUGAUAAAACUCACUAUCAAAAAUUUACCACUAAACUCGAUCAAAGAUACUUUCAACAGGUUCAUUGGUUUAAAGGUCUUAGAUUUACAAAGUAAUCGUCUUUCCUAUUCGAUGUUAGCAAAUCAAACUUUCCCAGCAAGUAUGGAAUCAUUGAAUUUAUCGAGUAAUAGUUUUGAAGACUUAACCUGUUUGUAUCUUGAUAACUGUAUUAACUUAAAUAGUUUAAGAUUGGAAAAAGUAACUGGAUUGGAUUCUCCUAAAGGUGCUAAUGAAAUAAAAAAUUUGUUCCUUAAAUUGGUUGUUGACACUAAUCAUAAUUAUGCAAUCUUAUCGACCAGAAACUCGAGAAUUAUUUUUGAAAUUAGAAAUGGGUUUAUCAUCAGAGGUGGAAGAUCAUUUUUAAAUCUGAAAUCAAGAAAAAGAAAAAGAGUUAAUAAUGAUGAUCCGAAUUAUAAAAAUAGAUGA